Molecule: messenger RNA, 905 nt
Organism: Solanum tuberosum (potato)
Lineage: Eukaryota; Viridiplantae; Streptophyta; Magnoliopsida; Solanales; Solanaceae
Product: calmodulin
Exons: 2
Coding region: 114-563 (149 amino acids)
Cellular component (GO): myosin II complex
Molecular function (GO): calcium ion binding
Source: RefSeq, a predicted model, not a curated record
UUCCCUGAAAUCGAAGAGGCGAGAAGCAAAAAAAAACAAAAAAAAACCAUCUUUUUAUCUGUCUUGUCUCAAUUCCACAACUUUCUUCUCCCUCUCUCUCUUUCUUUGUAGAAAUGGCAGAUCAGCUCACCGAUGAUCAGAUCUCUGAGUUCAAGGAGGCUUUCAGCCUAUUCGACAAGGACGGAGAUGGUUGCAUUACAACUAAGGAGCUUGGGACUGUGAUGAGGUCGUUGGGACAGAACCCAACUGAAGCUGAGCUCCAGGACAUGAUAAAUGAAGUGGAUGCUGAUGGUAAUGGAACCAUCGACUUCCCAGAGUUUUUGAACCUCAUGGCCAGGAAGAUGAAGGAUACAGACUCAGAGGAGGAGCUGAAGGAGGCAUUCAGAGUGUUUGACAAGGACCAGAAUGGGUUCAUCUCUGCUGCUGAGCUCCGUCAUGUGAUGACUAACCUUGGUGAGAAGCUGACUGAUGAAGAAGUUGAUGAAAUGAUCAGGGAGGCUGAUGUCGAUGGCGAUGGACAAAUUAACUAUGAUGAGUUUGUUAAGGUCAUGAUGGCCAAGUGAUUUCCCUCUUCUGAAGUUUUUUUUUUAACUGUGAAAAAAGACCUAACAUUCGUCAGACUGGGUCAGCUUUGGGAUAAUGGUUUCUUUUAACAAAUUUAUCCAGUUAGGUUGUACCUUCGGAUGAAUGUAAUGCUCUAUCGUUUGGUGGUUGAAUCACUUUCUUUCUCUUAUUUGGUUGUCUUGUACCUCGGCUGAUAAAGUUGUCUGGUUCAUAUUUAGGGCUUUGUUGAACUAAGUCUAUGGAGACUGUAACUUUUUAUUUAUUUAUUGACGAAUGCAGUUGUAAUAGCUUGCAUUAAUGCAAACUUUUUGAGGCUGGAAAUUGUAAGAGUCUCUAGCCGU